UAAUCCUUUCUCUCUAUAACAUGCUUUUUGCUUGCAGGAGGCCAGAGAAGAAUCCAAUAGACCUCAACAACUUGCCUGAAGAGUGCGGCCAGGAUCAAUCUCAAGCAGGCGAACAAGGGUUGGACGAGAGCUCGAUGGUGGCUGUCAAAGCUACUAAGGAUACAAGUAAAUGUAGGAAGAAGAGAAAUGAUAGGAAGAAGGGAAAAGAGGAGUGUGGGAAGAUUUAUGAGUGUAGGUUUUGUUCUCUCAAGUUCUGCAAAUCCCAAGCUAUUGGUGGACACAUGAAUCGCCACCGCCAAGAGAAAGAGAUUGAGACUCUAAACCGGGCUCGUCAGCUGGUGUACUGUAGUGAAAACCUCAUGGAAUCAGGUCCCUAUUUAGGGUACGUAACGGACGUGAAGAAACUUCCAUCUCUCCCUUUCUUUCUCAUUUCCUUCUCAUUCCAAUUCAUUUAAAAAUAAUAAUAAUUUAGGAAUGCUUUUUCCUUUUCUAUUUUAU
This is a messenger RNA of Magnolia sinica, 498 nucleotides long. RefSeq names its product zinc finger protein STAMENLESS 1-like. Bases 21 to 455 code for a protein of 144 amino acids. Gene Ontology annotation, molecular function: DNA-binding transcription factor activity. The record is from RefSeq and is a predicted model, not a curated record. The transcript is spliced from 3 exons. NCBI's taxonomy places the organism in Eukaryota, Viridiplantae, Streptophyta, Magnoliopsida, Magnoliales, Magnoliaceae.